AAAGUUUAUUGAAACCAAGAUGGCGGCGCCUGCAGUGAAGUCGUGAUCCAGGGAAGCAGGUCACUUGCAGGGGAUUUAAAAGCUCGACGUGAAUAUUUCUAGUAUGGAUUAUUGGUUUUAUGUCAUCGGCAACACAACGCGGAAACAAAGGAGCGGGAACUGAAACUGAAGAACCAUGCAGGUGUCAGCGAGGAGGCUCGCUCUGUAUCCGCUGGCCUUAGCCCGGUCCGGCCGAAUUAGGGCUCCUCUCCUGACUCCAGUGCACCGCCUCUUGUGCCCCAGCACCCGCACCCUGUUCAGUGAGACAGGAGUGUGGGAGAAGGACUACCGGACAGAGAACCGGUGCAGGGUGGAAGAAUGGUGGCACCCACGCAUCAUGGCACAGUGGCAGAAGGAUGCGCUGGAGGAGGCUGCCAACAGGAAGAAGUUUUAUGUCCUCUCCAUGUUCCCAUACCCGUCGGGGCGACUGCACAUGGGCCACGUGCGAGUGUACACCAUUAGUGACACCAUCGGUCACUUCCAGAGAAUGAGGGGCCAUCAGGUGCUGAAUCCGAUGGGUUGGGAUGCCUUUGGACUUCCAGCCGAGAAUGCAGCCAUCGAGAGAGGCCUUGACCCAGAGGAGUGGACUAAAAGUAACAUCCAGUCCAUGCGGGAGCAGCUGGACAGCCUUGGCCUUUGCUUCAGCUGGGACCGGGAAGUGAGCACUUGUCUUCCAGAGUACUACAAGUGGACGCAGUAUCUGUUCGUCAAGCUCUUUGAAGCAGGGCUGGCAUAUCAGAAAGAGGCAGUGGUGAACUGGGACCCUGUGGAUCAGACAGUGCUGGCUGACGAGCAGGUGGAUGAAAACGGUCGCUCCUGGAGGUCGGGCGCUCUGGUGGAACAGAAGCUGCUCACACAAUGGUUCAUCAAGACCACCAACUAUGCCAAGCCUCUCCUGGACGCCCUGGCGGACCUUCCAGAGUGGUACGGUGUAAAAGGCAUGCAGGCAAACUGGAUUGGAGACUGCACCGGCUGCUACUUCGAUUUCAAACUCAAGGUGAACGGCGUGGAGACGGGGGAGACCCUGUCAGCCUACAGCUCUUCCCCAGAGACGGUGUUCGGAGCAGCCUACCUGGCAAUCCUGCCCUCCCACAGACUGGUGCGUGGUAGCAGCUCAGUGCGGCCCUCCUUGGAAAAAGCCUUUCAGCCGGGCAGAGACUCUCUGACAGAGGUCACCGCUCGCAACCUGUUCACCGGCCACGAGGUUCCCCUGAUCAUCUCACACAAAGAGGCGUUUGAUGGCUAUUUAGACACUGUGAUUGGUAUCCCAGACUGUAGUGAGGAGGAUCUAUCUGUGGCCAGAGCUCUGAACCUGCGGUGGACGAGUGUGCUGAAAAGUGACCAAGACGGGACCCAAACGUUGAUUAACUCUGAUGAGUUCUCAGGCCUCAGCAGAGAGGAGGCCUUCAACUCCAUUACCCAGAAGGCCAGGGAGCAGAAGGUUGGCGGCCACCUUACCAGCUCCAAGCUCAGGGACUGGCUGAUAUCAAGGCAGCGGUACUGGGGCACACCCAUCCCUGUGGUGCACUGUGGGUCUUGCGGUUCAGUUGCAGUCCCUGAGGAGGAGUUACCAGUGACACUGCCAAAGCUGCCUUCGGUCACAGGAAAGGGGGCGUCGCCUCUGGAGGCUGCUCAUGACUGGGUCAACUGUAGAUGUCCCAGAUGUAAGGGCCCAGCGCGCAGGGAGACGGACACAAUGGACACGUUUGUUGACUCAGCCUGGUAUUACUUCAGAUACACAGACCCUCAUAACCCACAUAGGCCUUUUGACCGUCACCUAGCAGAUCACUGGCUGCCUGUGGACGUGUACAUCGGAGGGAAGGAGCACGCCGUCAUGCACUUGUAUUACGCUCGCUUCCUCUGCCACUUCUGCCAGGACCAGAGUCUCGUGGCUCACAGGGAGCCGUUUCGGAAGCUGCUGGUCCAGGGUCUGAUCAAGGGCCAGACUUUCAAACUGGCUGACAAUGGCCAGUACCUAAAGAGAGGGGAAAUAGACUUCACAGAUAAGGAGCCCGUGGCGUUGGGCGGCGGUCGUGUUGAGGUGACAUGGGAGAAGAUGAGCAAGUCUAAACACAAUGGCCUGGACCCCCAAGAGGUGGUGCAGCAGUACGGCGUGGACACGGUUCGACUCUACAUUCUGUACGCUGCACCGCCUGAACAGGACAUCCUCUGGAAUGUCAAGACCGACGCCCUUCCUGGGGUUCUGCGAUGGCAGUCUCGACUGUGGCAGCUGGUGACCAAGCUGAGGGGGGCCCGGCAACUCGGAGAUGUCCCCAACCCCGCCCGGCUGAAGAAGAAGGAGCUGGCGGAGGCUAAGAAGAUCUGGGAGAACAAGAAUUACGCCAUUAUAGAGGUGACAUCUCACUUCACAGAGGAUUUCCUUUUCAACGCAGCCAUUUCACGUCUGAUGGGACUUACCAAUACACUGAGUAGUGCGACAGUCAGGGUGCUUCAGCACAGUGUGGAGUUUGAGGAGGGGCUGGCCUCGCUGGUGAUGAUGACGGCUCCGAUGGCCCCUCACCUGGCUUCUGAACUUUGGGCAGGGCUUUGCCAAAUAAAAAACCCCCUCAGCCCCCUCCUCCUGCGGGGAGGAGACGUCCUGCAACAGGCCUGGCCGACUGUGGACCCUGAGUACCUGAAGGUCCCUGACUUUGUGGAGCUGUCAGUACUGAUAAACAACAAGGCCUGUGGCACAGUGACGGUCCCCCUGCAAGUGUCCAAAGAUACAGAGCGGGCGCAGCAGCUGAUCCUGGAGAGCCCGCUUGGACGGGAGCUUCUUGGCGAGCGCAGCAUCAAAAGAGCCAUCCUAUCCCCCCGGGCCGCCCUCAUCAAUUUCCUUGUUGACGAGUGACGUAUGGCCGUUCACCACCACGUUUCUAACUGGUACAUAGUUGUAGAUUCCUCUCAAUCAGUGAUUCAGCGCGGGGAGACAGACAGAGGAGGGGGACUUGCUUCCAAUUAAUCAAGACAAACAGAAAUGAUGGUUUAUAUUAGUUGUCAAAACCUCAAUGUAAAUAAGACAUUUUAUUUAUAUUUUCCUGUUUUUAAUAAAAGACUCAAGGAGCAACAA
Scophthalmus maximus (turbot) is the source of this 3109-nucleotide messenger RNA. It is a transcript of the gene lars2, whose product is annotated as leucyl-tRNA synthetase 2, mitochondrial. The transcript has 21 exons. Gene Ontology annotation, biological process: leucyl-tRNA aminoacylation; mitochondrial translation. Bases 176 to 2890 code for a protein of 904 amino acids. Gene Ontology annotation, molecular function: aminoacyl-tRNA deacylase activity; leucine-tRNA ligase activity; ATP binding. Gene Ontology annotation, cellular component: mitochondrion. The record is from RefSeq and is a predicted model, not a curated record. Lineage: Eukaryota; Metazoa; Chordata; Actinopteri; Pleuronectiformes; Scophthalmidae.